AUGGCACAUAGAAAUGUAACUAGUCCAACAAUUAUUCGUGAAAAAACAAAAAUUUAUCGUUUAUCACAAUAUCCAAGUUCACUUGGUGUUGCAGGUUCAACAUCUUAUGAAAAUAAAAGUUUAUUAUUUGCUUCUGAUGAAGAUAAUAUUUCAACAGAAUCAGCAAAUGAUAUGAGUUCAAAAGAAGACUUAGAUGAAGUCGAAGAUAAAAGGCCAGAUAUGCCAGCAAAAAAAAAAAAACUUGAUACAACUAAUGAUUCACUAGAAAUUGCUAGUAUUUAUAAAUAUUUACAUAUUCUAACUGCUAUAUUCGGUGCAUUUGCUCAUGAUAGAAAUGAUGUCAGUGGUUUUAUAAUUGAAAUUUCAACUGCAUUUACAGUACUUGUUGCAUCGAAUUUGUCAAUUCCAAUAAGUACAACUCAUUGUCGAGUUGUUAGUGUUGAAGCAAUUGAUUGUGUGCGUUCAAAACAAAGUGUUGAUAGCUCUUUAUUUCGAAAUAUUAUUGUUGCAUGGAUUGUCACAGUUCCUGUAACUGGUGGAAUAGCAGCUGGUGUAGUGGCUCUUUUUUGUCUUGUGUUUUUAUAA
Molecule: messenger RNA, 585 nt
Organism: Rotaria sp. Silwood2
Lineage: Eukaryota; Metazoa; Rotifera; Eurotatoria; Philodinida; Philodinidae
Source: the annotation of a GenBank genome assembly